GUACGACACCGGCAGGAGCUCUGCCGACAAUCAUUAGGUUAACAAUUAACGAUCUGUCACAGUAAAUCGGUAGUUUUGAUCAUAACAUCGAACCAUUCGGUUACGUGUCAUUCGUUCUCGAUCGUGUUUCUUAUUGUUAGUAUUUUAUCCUGCCAUUUGUGUUUAGAGUAGCUUUAAUCAGGAGUGACAAUGAAGAUGACAGUUGCCAAAAUUCUGAUCGUCGUGACUUUAAUUGGAACGCAGGUGUUGGGAUAUCCUCCGCAAGGAAGACUCAUGCCAGAUGGAGCGCCAGUUCCGGAGGAUGCAAUUGAACACGAGGACUCUGUAGCAUCAGCCUCUGAAGUAGGCGAAGAAUACGAAGACACCGACGACUCAGACAUGUACAUGGAACCCGAGACUAUGGAAACUCAUCAAGAAGAUGAAGAAGACGCUCCUAAAAACUCGACCGAGGAAAUACCGCCCGUAUCACACGAAGAGAUAGACACAGCGAUCAAUACAACUACCGAGAAACCAGCUUCCAAGGAUCAGGAAGCAGAAAACACCAAAGAAACGAGCCAGACACAGGAUUCUGAGGAUAAGAGCCUAGAAACUGAGAGUCAAAAUUUCUUUCCCUCGUUUGCGGAACUGUUCGCCAAUCACAGGGUUCCUUUUACAGAGCAACAGAGGUACAGGCCUAACAGAUUCCUGGGAUACUUCCAACGCGACAGAAGCGGAUACCAAGCGGCAGCAGCGACCUCCAAAGACGUCCAUCAUCCCAUUUUAGGAUCAGGUAACUUUGGUGUCAUCCGAGGUGGAACUUACUACCCUGAAGACAAAGAUGCCGAUGAGUACUCAACGGACGACAGUCUCUACAGUCCUUACUAUCAUAGCGGAAAUCGUGGUCGGGCUAAUUACUACAGGAACCCGAAACCUCAACCGAUCCGUGGGGGUGAUUUCUUCGCAAACUUCCGGGACUUUGCUGACAUUACAGCCCCACCAAAAUCCAGUUUCUCUCAUUUGUCUGUUGUUUAUGCUAACAAAAAUGGAAGCGCCACUGGGCGUAUCACUGAGCCCAGAAAUAUUAUUGAAACUUUGAAGAUGCUUGAACAGGAAGAGCAGAACACUGAGGUGGUCACCACGACAGAAGUGCCAAGGAAGAAGCAGAGUAAAGGAAAGAGGAAGUUGAUGAAGAUGAAACAGUUCGAAGAGGAUAAGGUUAGGAGGUCUCGUAUAACGGUGGAGCCUUUGUUAGCACUCAGUUGAACACACGAUGAGAUUCGAGUUGUAUGGUAGUGCGAACGCGAACCUCGGGACCUUUCUCAAACACGAAAUCUGGCUACGAGAUCAGAAUCGAAGUCUGAAAUGUGUGAUCACCGCUUUUCAGCAGCUUGUGCCAAAAACUGAAAGGAAUUGUUAUGGAAAAGUCGUUUGAAUUUGUUUCCUUCAUUUUGGUUUUGAAUGUUUAAUCCUUUCGUUGCAGGAGAUUCCAGCGUGAAACUUGUGGCAAUUAUAUUUUCUGGUAAAUUAGGUGAGAAUCAGAGGGAGAGUGGGGAUGUUGCACCUACUUGGAAAAAUUAGGGUCCAGAACUUGGAGGAGAUAAUACUGUUAAUUAGGGGGAUUCGUUAAAUUCGUUUAACAAAUUAUUCAAAUUACUAAAUUCACAGGUUACUAAUUAUUAAUUAUUAAAAUUAUCAACUUACUCAGUUAUGCAUAUAACAGGGGGUCAGUGAGUUUCUAUAUGUGUCAAUCUAAAUUUUCAAGAUAAAUUUAAUUGAUGCAAAAUUGUACUAAAUAAGUUUUUUGGGGUUUUUUUCACAUAUCUCAAUUAAUGCACUUAACAUACGUUCUGGUUUUCGUGGCAGGUUUGUCCUUUAAUGAUGCAAAUGAUUCCAAAACCUGCAUUUUUUUACCCUGCUGGAUUCGUCGAAGAAGGAUCGAUAACAAAUAAUAAAAUAACGAGUGAUAAUCCAAAAUCCUUCAAAUUCCUGUUAUCAUUCAGUAGAUCAUGCGACAUUUCGUGUGUAGACUCAAAUGAUUAUCAAGAUUCCAGACGAUUAUGUCAAACUCGUUUAUCAGCAAUUCACGAACACAUUUCAAAUUGAUUGAAUGCACUUGUCCGUGCACUUUCGUUAUGCAUGAGUAAGCCCCGAUCUGGCACGAGUUACUCUCGUACGUACACACUAACGUUAAUCUCUGGUGCACGCGAUCUCGUGUUGCUAUGAUUAUUUCAAGUGUGAAAACAUGAAAUUCGCUGGAUGCGUUAUCAACAGGUGCGAAUUAAAUCGCAGAGCUUCGAUUUCGGGGCCUUCUGUAAAUAAAUUCCGUUGCUCUGCAUCGUGUUUUCUUUAGUGUUUUAGCUAAAGCGGAACUGGAUCAACAAUUGCGUCUUCAUUCGAUUAAGUAUUCGUUCGCGAACCUCGUUUCUGCGUCUAAAUAUGUAGGAAUUUAUCCACUAAAGAAACAUUGAGGAACUUUCUAUUAUUAAUCGUUAUUAGAAAAAAGUCAUGGACACCAAUGCUUUGAGUUUAAGAAAUAAAUUUUAUUAUUUCUUUUUCCUCAAUGUUCUAACUAUCUUUAGAACAAACUUUUGUUUACCUCUAAUUUGAAAUUUAUUUAAUUAAACUGCAAUUAAGAUUCGUACGAAAUAUUUAUUAAACCUAAAGAAAUUCAUUACAAAUAUAAAACUGGAAGGACUUUGUAACAAAAAUAUUACUCUUUGUUUCUUCGAUGGAUACGUAUCUCAAGAUCAAUCGUAGAUAAGUAUAUUUUUAAGUGCAGAAUGUCUGGCUACGUUCAUUAAAUUCACGAAGACUGUUCAUUUAUAUUAAUCAUUAUCGGCUUAAAGUAGAAUUAUUCAUCUCUUUUCAUCAAUUAAACCAACGCUUUCUCAUGAAACACUUCACUUUUAUUCAGCUUUGUGAGUAUUAUUUUAUAAAAACACCUUUGGAACACUUUCUUCUUUCUUCUUUAACUAUGAAACGUUUGGAUUUUGAUUAUUACAAAAGACUUUUUAAAGUGAAAAUACAACCCUAACUUUUAUAUGGAUAUUACAACAAAAGUUUAGUCUGCGUUUCAUAGAGGGAAAAGGUGUCGUAUUGUUAUUAUAAUUGUUGUUGAUUAUUUUAAGCAUAUCAAUAGAAAUAAGGAUUCAUCAUAACAACCCACUGGAAUGAUCGUGUCUUGUACUGUUCACUUCUCUGUAAGAGACGUGACAAAUUAUCGAAAUGAAAUAUAUUUUUCAUAAAUCACGGAUCUAAAAAUCUUCUAUAAUUUAU
Molecule: messenger RNA, 3255 nt
Organism: Osmia bicornis bicornis
Lineage: Eukaryota; Metazoa; Arthropoda; Insecta; Hymenoptera; Megachilidae
Exons: 3
Coding region: 190-1242 (350 amino acids)
Source: RefSeq, a predicted model, not a curated record